CGGUGGGGUACGCGCGGUAGGCGGCGGGCCGUUCGCGUAGUGCUGCACGAUGGUCGCGGCGGUAGUAUGCCUUUGUUAUCAUCCGAUCACGUUCUCGCCAGUUGCCCGGUGAACACGAAUUCGGUCUCGACGCGCACCAACGUCGCCAACAGCAGAAUGCCCAACAUCAAGGUGUUCAGCGGCACGUCGCACCCGGACUUGGCGCAGCGGAUCGUCGACCGGCUGGGCAUCGACGUCGGCAAGGUGGUCACCAAGAAGUUCAGCAACCUGGAGACAUGUGUUGAAAUUGGAGAGUCCGUCAGAGGUGAGGAUGUUUAUAUUAUACAAAGUGGAAGUGGUGAAGUAAAUGACAAUUUAAUGGAACUAUUGAUCAUGAUAAAUGCUUGUAAAAUAGCAUCUGCAUCUCGAGUAACUGCUGUCAUACCAUGUUUUCCAUAUGCUAGACAAGAUAAAAAAGAUAAGAAUGGCGACAUCCCCGAGAAUGGCAAUAGUAGAUCAAGGGCAACCGUCAAGUGCAAUGAAUGGAAGUUUCGGAGUAGAGCACCUAUAUCAGCUAAAUUAGUAGCCAAUAUGCUGUCAGUAGCUGGUGCUGAUCACAUUAUUACUAUGGAUCUCCAUGCCUCUCAAAUACAAGGUUUUUUUGACAUCCCUGUUGAUAAUCUAUUUGCUGAGCCAGCUGUGUUGAAAUGGAUAAAAGAAAACAUACCUGAAUGGAGAAACAGCAUUAUUGUAUCACCAGAUGCUGGUGGUGCUAAAAGGGUCACUUCAAUUGCUGAUCGGUUAAAUGUUGAGUUUGCUCUUAUCCAUAAAGAGAGAAAGAAAGCUAAUGAAGUGGCAUCAAUGGUAUUAGUAGGAGACGUCAAGGAACGUAUUGCUAUCUUGGUCGAUGAUAUGGCAGAUACUUGUGGCACAAUAUGCCAUGCUGCCGAAAAAUUAACUGAAGCCGGUGCUACAAAAGUAUAUGCAAUUCUAACUCAUGGUAUAUUUUCUGGCCCUGCAAUAUCUCGUAUUAAUAAUGCAUGCUUUGAGGCAGUUGUAGUUACCAAUACCAUUCCGCAAGAUGGCCAUAUGAAAGAAUGUCCAAAAAUUCGUUGUAUAGAUGUAUCAAUGAUGUUUGCUGAAGCAGUUCGACGGACUCAUAAUGGCGAAUCGGUUUCAUAUUUGUUCUCGAAUGUCCCUUAUUAAAAUGUAUAUUUUCUAUUAUAUCAAACCUUGUUGGACAAAUCAAAUUUUUGUGUUCCAUUUGAACUGUACAGUUAAAUCAAAAUGGAGAAUAUUAACUACAUUCCUGUACAGUUUAUAUAUCUGGCUCAGAAAACAUAAAUAAAAUGAGCAGUUCACUUAAACAAUUACUUAUGAUUUAAGAGAAUUAAAUUUAAAGAUAAAGACGUUUUUCUGUUCAUAGUAGUGGUAGGUAUUUUAUAAAUAGUUUAUUGGCUUGUUAAUGCUCCCAUGGUUAAAUUUAUUCCAUAAAAUAAUUCAAAGCGAGCAAAUGAUAUGUAUUCUUAACCCUUACAUCUUAAAUUUAUACUCAAUAUGU
This is a messenger RNA of Sipha flava (yellow sugarcane aphid), 1540 nucleotides long. RefSeq names its product ribose-phosphate pyrophosphokinase 2 (gene Prps). Gene Ontology annotation, cellular component: cytoplasm; ribose phosphate diphosphokinase complex. The record is from RefSeq and is a predicted model, not a curated record. Lineage: Eukaryota; Metazoa; Arthropoda; Insecta; Hemiptera; Aphididae. The transcript is spliced from 8 exons. Bases 67 to 1185 code for a protein of 372 amino acids. Gene Ontology annotation, molecular function: magnesium ion binding; ribose phosphate diphosphokinase activity. Gene Ontology annotation, biological process: ribonucleoside monophosphate biosynthetic process; 5-phosphoribose 1-diphosphate biosynthetic process; purine nucleotide biosynthetic process.